Cydia splendana is the source of this 787-nucleotide messenger RNA. RefSeq lists its product as uncharacterized. The coding region runs from base 88 to 780 and encodes 230 amino acids. The record is from RefSeq and is a predicted model, not a curated record. Lineage: Eukaryota; Metazoa; Arthropoda; Insecta; Lepidoptera; Tortricidae. The transcript is spliced from 2 exons.
UUCCCCUGUUAUCUAGCCACCUCGGGCCUGGGCUUACCAGGCCUUAGGGCAAAUCCACCGAUAUAGGAUAUAUUUUCUAUAGUAAAAAUGGGAAAAGUUUGCAUCGUAAACAGUUGCCAAAGUGGGCGUAAGGGGAAAAAACAGAAAAAUGUUACGAAGCCCGUAACAUUUUUCCAACCAACGACACCGGCACGGUUAGAAAGUUGGAAGAAGUCGUUAGGAAUUGCAUUAAAAGCAAAUGAUUAUAUUUGCUAUCUUCAUUUUAAAGAAGAAACUAUAAAUAUGUACGAAAAGUUAAUUAUUAAAGGAGAGCUCAAAUAUAUUCCUACACAAAGAAAGACGCUUAAGGAAGAAGCUGUGCCCACGAUUGAGCAUCAGUUUAUUCCCAUUCCCGAACAUGAACUCCAAGCCAAUACUAUUCAUGUAGAGGAAUCUUUCGAACCAUACCCCAAUCAACCUAAGGACGAGCAGCAACAACAAAUCAAUGCCGAGCAACAGGAAUUAUCAGUAGAUCAAAAUGAUUCUAAUAAUUUAAUGGAUUGUGAAAUGAUACAACAGGUCUUUGCGGAACCAUUGUUGAGUCAAUAUCAAGAUGUAACAAUAAAUCCAAUAGACAAUUUUAAAAGUAAGUUUCGGGCCUUUUCGUUUUUGCCGCCUUUUUGGCUACAUGCAGAAAAUUCAAGUGGGCUGGAAUUUAUGCGAAUGGAUCCAACAACUCAGCAGAUUAGACAUCAUAUACGUUUAAACGAUGAUCUAACUAUCACUGUAAGUGUUUAUUGAUGUAACA